GUUGCAUCGUCGCGUCGCGUCGCGUCGUCGUCGGGACAGCGCGCAGGUACAAACAGACGCAUUCCGCGAACUGCGUUCUUUCUAAUAUUCCUGACCGCCUCCGCGCGCGCGCGCGCGCGCGUACUGCUCACCUGCUGUCCACUACCUGCGAGUUUUCCAGGUCGCCUCGAGCGCGACGCGAGCGCGCGCGCACGCGUGUGUGAGCGUCCCCGUGAGUGUGUGUGGUUUCUCUUUUUUUAUGCAUGACUGCUCGCGCGCACAGGGGCGUCAGGCAGCGUCGAACAACGCAGCAGCAGCAGCAGCAGCAGCAACAGUGGACGCGGACGACAGGUACGGACACACGGAGGACACCGCAUCGCCGCUGUCGUCGUCGUCGUCGUCAUCAUCGUCGGCCGCCGCGUCGACUAACGGAGUGGUCGCGCGCGUCCAGCGAGACGUCUAGUACGACGUGCGCGCCUCCACGGAGAGAGAGAGAGAGAGAGAGAGAGAGAGAGAGCGCGCGCGCCAAAAAGUAGUCCCCCGCGAGACGCACGUCCGCGUGUCUUUCCGAACGCGGGUUUUUUCGAACGAGUGCGUGGGACGCGAGUCGCGGCUGAGGUAUAUCGCGGCGCGAAGGUGGCGGCAGUGGCGGCGACAAUAUUCGCGGGCGAUUCAAGUCGCGCGCGACGACCCAUAUACACGGUGACACGCUGACACGGGCGAAAGUGAGCGGAUCGGCGCGGCGGAGCCGGGGGCAGGGGAGGAUCGGAGGUACCGGGAAAAAGAGGGAGAGAGCCGGUUACGAGAACGAUACGCUGCCGCGGAAAAGAGCGGGAAAAUUGAGCCGCGCGUUUCCGUCCCGGCGCGUCUUACGACGCGUGAGAGAAGCGUCGUAGAAAAAUGCCGCGGCAGUGAGCGAGGCGAACGGGCGAGCGAGCGAGCGAGCGAGUGGAGUGCACGGAGUGUAGUCGCGGAACGUUGCGAAACUCCCGGUCGGGUCUGGCGCUGAGACGUGGCACGAAAUGAAGCGAGCGUAUCCGCGCGCGAUCGAUAACUAUAGCGGCAGUAUAGUCGACUCGGAGCGGCGGAUAGGUAGGUGUAGGUAGGCAGCCGGGCUCGCCAUCGAAGCCGACUCGUUCGACAUCGACGAGCACGAGCACGAUCACGCCGACGACGACGACGACGACGAUGUAGAGAGAAAGUCGCGCGGCGUUUUUGUGCGCGAGACGGAGAAAAGGAGAGUUCGCGAGCGACGGAGAGCCGAGAGACGCGGAUAGAAAGACGGAGGAGGAGGAGAAGGAGGAAACGUGCGUACGAGAGUGCGACGGCCAGCAGCGCGAGUGGAAAGCGAUUUUCCAUGACCGCGUGGACAAUAGAGCGGCGAUUCCGGUGAGCGUGGCUUGGAUCGAUCGGUCGGACCAAUGAUCGAUCUAGCGCGCAUCGCGCACCGGUGUAACCGUCCGUCUGUCUACCCGUCCCUUUUUAUCUGACGAGACGAGCCCUAGGAGCGAGCGAGACCGAAGACGAAACGUUCGGAGCGGAACGCAGACGGAAAGGAUAAAGAGCGAAAGGGAGAGACAAACGGAAGAAGGCUGAAAGGAGGAAGAGCGAAAGGAAAAAAACAAGAGUCAAGAGAAGCAGGAGAGGGAGAGAGAGAGAGAGAGAGAGAGAGGGGGGAGGAAGAAAGAGAGAGAGGAGAGAAAGAGAGAAAGAGAAGAUACCUUAUUUUUAGCAGCGGCGUUUUACGCACCACAAAAACCGGUUCCCGGAGAACACGCCGCUGGAGUACGGAGGGAGCCGAUAGCCUCCGCGAGAAAAAGGUUUUCGAAGGAGGAAGAUAUAAUACGUAUACAGAUAAUAAAAGCGUUCGUCCUUGUCGCGGUGGAGGCGGAGGUAGCCGCGUGGAGGAGAGAGCGGGGGAGAAGGAAGAUAAAUUUAUAUUUACCGCACUGGGUGCGCGAAAAUCUUACUCGAGCGCGGCUGUGGGGAAUUGGAUGAAACGAAAAGUGAGCGCCCAAUAAGGAGCAUCGACGAGGUUCAUCACACAUGCAUGCACACGCACACACGCAGGUGGUGCAGGUGAGGAGGAGGAAGAGGGACGGGAAAGAGGAAACAGUGACACGGAACGUGGAAUCCACCUAACCCGAUACGCGCUUCUCCUCCACCCCGCCGCAUCUUGUCUGCUUGUCCCUACUCCUCUCCCCCCCCCCUCGUCCGUCGUCGGUCGCAACCGCCACUCGCGCACCUUUUCGCUCUCUCUCUCUCUCUCUCUUUCUCGAGGCUCGCUCGGCUAUCGAUUGCACGCGUGUAUACGCGACAACGCGGCCACGAGAUUCGAUUAUCGACCGCGACGACGACGACGACGACGACGACGACGACGGCGGCGGCGGCGGCGGUGACGGCGAAGACGGCACGCCACGUGACUUUGGAAUCCAAAGGAGCGUCCUGACACCAGCUGGUACCAUCAAAACCGCACCGGGUUUCCGGUCAGAGUCAAGGACACGCGCGCGACGAGUCAAAGCUCGCGGCGAUCGAGCCAUCGGGAGCUUUCGCGCUUUGACGAUCGGCCGUUCUCCGAGUACCGAGAUGCGUUCGCACCAUGCUAGUCUGUGAUCAUCCGACGAGGGAAGUUGCAGGAAGGUAUUGAGAGCCAGGCGACAGCGGAGCACUUGCUUCCCUACUCGACGGAGCGAUCGAGCCGGCUUGAGUCUUGAUCGACACCCGACGGUAACCGCGUUAUCGAGCCGCGCCGAUGCUCGGAGCGCGUCAUUUCCGGUCACACCGUACACGCCGCAGUGGUGAAAUUGAAUCGACGCGCGACAGAUUGAUCCCCGAAUCGCUCAUCGGCCUACGCGCAGUCUCCGUGGAUCUCCGUCCACCAAUCGUCAAGUGGACCCGAAGCGUCUGGAGACUCGUCGUCGCUCGACGACGACGACGACGACGACGACGACGUCUCGUCGCUGUUAUCGAAGCGGAUCGUCCUGCAGCGGCCGUCGCCGCUGCGACUUAUCGAUCCGCGAUCUACGAGGACGAGCGAGUACCGUUGAGAAAGCUCGCGCCGGCCGAUUGCAGUCGGCUCGCGGCGACCGAUGCGCGCGAGGCCGACGGCGGCCCGGGGAGCUGCUGGGACACGAACGGCAUGAAGAAUGGCAACCGAUCCGAGCGUUCGUCAGGGCGUGAGGGCGGUCGCGACCACGACUACCGACCCGCAGCGCAACGAGAAACGCGCCCUCGCGGCGCGGGGCGCCGCUGGCGCGCUCGCCCUGAGCGUCCUGGCUCUGGUGGUGCAGGCGGCGGCGACCGCGACUCCCACCUGGGGAUACUACAGCAAUGAUCAUAACGCUGGCUCUGCCAUAGAGACCGGUUACUUCGGGCCAUGGAGACAGUGCAAGAUCCUUCUUUACGAUCGAGAGAGGUGCGGCCGAAGUUUCUCCAGGUUUCAGCCAGUCUUGGCUGUGUGGGUGGCGGGAUUAGCCGCUGCCGGCGCUUCUGCCCUUUUGGCGAUUCUGGUCGCUCUGGCUGUGCUUCAAUUAGCGAUGGCCUCCUCUGCAAAGCGAGUUGUAAUCUCGUACAGCACCGCCGUAAUAGGCAAAGUCGCCCUGGCAACGUUGUCGACGGCGUUGUCAAUCGUGGCGGAGAGCCUCUUCGCUCUGCAAACGGAUGACCGAGCCAACAGCUACGUCGUCACGAGAGGAGAGGCUUUUUAUAUGCAGUUGGCUGCCAUUGUCCUGAACUUCGGCGUGCUGGUGUCCUCCAUUUACGAGGGCAUUUAUGCCCGAAGAGGCGGCGACCCGACCAAGAUUAGGGUCGUUACGGAUCCCCGUGCAGCUACUAUAAAUAAUCCAGGAUAUCGGGAGCAUCACCAACCCACGAACGGUGGUACGAUCUCGAUGACGGACGCCAGCGGCAAGCCCUACGUCGGCGGAGCCGGGAACGGAUCGAUGGCGUCGGUGGCGACUUCCGGCAGCGUGGCCAGCACGGCCUCGCCCCUCAGGAGUUCCCUGAAGAAGCCGAAGACCCUCGGGAUUCACAAUCCCGGCUUCUCGGCCCACAGUCCGACCCUGUCCAGGAACGGCUCCCAGAAGAAAGUUCGUAUACAAACGCACUCGACGGAGGUUUAGCGACGCUCCUCGGCUUCUCGGCUGAGCGACCGUGGCCAAGUGUGCGCACGACGACGGCGGCGUCGUCGAUGAUCUCGUCGGCGACCGUUUGAGAAAGAUCGGCAAUGACGACGACGACGACGACGACCACGAUGACGAGAUAAAGUUCCGAAUUCGUUCCACGUGGCACGUUUCAUCAAUGGUAGGUGGUCUUCGAUACCGUAGUCGUUAUUUUGACGGAAGCUCCUCAUCGAGGGCGAUCCGAGGCCAUCGCGCUCCCGACGACUCCCCGGAACACUUGGACGUUGCUUGUGAUUCCGGCGAUGGGACCGCUAAUGAGUCCCGAGGGUCGCCAAGUCGCCCGCGACAUUUGAAAUGUCAUUAAUUGAGAGAGCGUGUAAAUAACGUCGAUCCCCGCCGCGGCGGGUUCGGCUUAAUCGCCCAUCGUCCUUGGGAACUACCUGAGUGUAAGUAUCAAACGAAUUUACGUGAGACGCGCGAUCGAUCAGGACGACUGUGUUAAGUAUUAGGUCACUUUUUCCCUUCGACUUUUCUACGAUACCUUUACACGACGUGAGAGCAUCAGCAGGAGACGGCCGGUGGACUACAAAGGCGGAAGAAUGAGAUGGCGGCAGCGAGUGGAAAUCGCGAGCCACUGGAAGAAACGAAAGGGGUCGAGUGUCGCAAUCGGAAAGCAUGUCAAGGGACAAAAAGCAUCGGACAAAAAGUCUCGUCCCGAUGUGUCGUAAGUUUUUAGAAGCGAAAAUGAAAGAUGAAUUUUUUUGAGCGAAGAUCGACUCCGUUUAACCGAACGAACAGAGUUUCAAGCGAGGAUUUAGUGGAGAGGUGAAUAUAUGAGACUCCUAUUAUGCAUCCAGCCGAGGCACUUUGUAGAACAAAUGUUAUUUCGCACAGCACACGCGUCGUUCUAUUCUUCCGUCUUGCCGGUCGCGAAGCGGCAAAAAGAAGAACUGAUAACGACGAUAAAGACGAAAAAUAGACUUGCGGUUGAUCGUCGAGAAUUCGUGCAUUCUCCGUGAAAGUAAGUCCGCGCAAAGAGGUACGAGCGAUUUGAAAAAUUCAUCACACACGCGAUUUAAAGUACGAUCACGAAUCCGAUCUCGAUCUUUUAUUUGGCAUCCUUUGCUCACUUACUUCUGUCGGGGGAUUUCUCAAACACGUGCCGGGAAUUUCCAAGCGGAAGUCUCAAAUUUCAAGCGUGUCCGGCAAGCGUGAAAAAUAUCGAAAAGAGGACGAAAUUCCGCGGAAAUCUCGCUCUUGCGGUGCGAUACCGUGCGAUGAUCGUUUCAGUCGCGCUCGAUCGGAGAAGCAUCACGAGAUUACGUAACCGUAUUCGAUUUACAGACAGAUGACCCGUGCUAUCGCCGUUUAGUUAAGCGCGCGCGCUGCAGUGUCGGAGUUUAAUCAAGCCGGAAAUUUCGCAGCACGAUCUUUACGUUUGUUAUAUUAUACGCGGAGAAUCGAUAUGAGAUUGUUACAGUUAUACGUUCCCCACCGUUGCUAGGUAUCGUCCACUUAAGUCUCGAAAAGUCCCGCUCUUAAUAACGAUAAUUCCACGAGAUAUUUUGAACUUCUUGAUCGCGCGAGAGAGAGAGAGAGAGAGAGAGGGAGCGCGAGACACUGCAAUAUGUAUAGAUUUUUACGCAGACACGGCAAUAUACCGUUACCGAAUUUAAUAAUUGUCACCGAAAAGACUUCACCCGACUAUCCUGUAAAUAUCGGUGUUGUAACGACACAUUAUUAUUAUUAUUAUUGUUACUAUUAUUAUUAUUAUUAUUAUUAGUAUUACUAUUUUUACUAUUACCAUUACCGUUAUUAUUAUAAUUAUUAUUAUUAUUGCUGUUGUUGUUGUUUAGAACUAUCAACAAUUUUCCGUCCGCGAUCAAGUACUUCUUAACGUUUAAUAUUAUCGCUCAUUUUUACCGUAAUGGCAACGGCGACGAUAUACGUAGGAAUGAUUGCCCUUUGAAAGUUGCACGAUCGAAGAGUGAGUCGCAUAAUAUAAUUUGAUUCUACAAAGAAACGUUCAUUUUCGAUUGACUGUUAGAAAUCGCUACACCGAUAUGUGAAUAUUGGUUAACGCUAAUCACACAAUCAAUUAAGCCACAGUCAAUUGUGGCACCGCGUUAUGAAUUUGGCUUUAAUGUAUAGACAGAGAGUUAUUUAAAUACUUAAUUUGAGAGCAUCGACUAAGCUGACAGUUGUCGAAAAUGCAAGUCGAGAUUUAUAUAUAUACACGCGUGUAUGCAAAAAAAAUAUAUAUAUAUAUUACGUAGAAUAAAUAACCCCCUAGGAAGACCGAUCGUCGAUUAUUAUCGUUCGGCAUAACGGAUUGCCGUGAAAGUCGCAGGAUACGUGAUACGUUUUUUCUUUCCCGCUUUUCCCCUUCUUUCUCCGUGUUUCCUCGCCUUACGUUAUUAACUUUGGUAGUAAUCACUCGCCACUCCUCCGCCGCGAAAGAAGGAGAGGAAGGUGAACUCACAUUAUUGCAUCACAUCCGUCCAGCCCUACGUAGGCAGCUAGCCGUGAAACGGCGAAAAAGUAAAAAAGAGAGAGAUAUAUAUAUAUAUAUAUGUACGAAUAUAAAUAUAUAAAUAUAUUUAUAUUUUAUAGUGGUUGUUUUAAUAUAAUAUAUAUAUGGACAAAAGAGAGAAAGAUAUAUAUGCAUAUAUAUAUACAUAUAUAUUUACAUAUAUAUAUAUAUAUGUAAAUAAAUCUGCAUAUACGUUUACUUGAGCGCGCGAGCCGGAAGUUUAUCCCUCGCGUGACUUGUCUCGAGCAGAUCGCGACGCGCUCCUCCCCCUCCCCAUCCUCACAUCUCCCAACCCCCAAAUAGUAUUAUAUUUUAGCGCUUGUACGAUUCUCUUCUGUCGUGAUGUAUUGUUGUGUCCGCGGCACUGUAUCGCGUGUUUCCUCGAUUCCCAUAAGGACAUUUUUGACGCUGUUCCGAGCCGAAACCUCGUUGAAACGUUCUCUUGCCGCGAAUCCCGAUCCAAAAUUUCGAGACGGGGUCCAACAUCGAGCUACUUUUUCCUGGACGACCGUCGUCUCGACGUUCGCGCACCGGAGGGAGGGAGUUUACUCUCGAAAUUUAACGUAUUGUUAUUACUGUCCACACGCGGUAAUCGCGGACGCGGAAUUAAUCAAACGUAGGGAUUAAGUCUAUGAAGUUCGCGUUUUGGCAAAGGCAAACACAGUGAGAUCGCAAUCGCGACUCCUUAAUUGUUAAAAUGUUCAAUAAGCUCUUCUGUUGAGGAGCCUCCGCGUGAGCGUCACGAUGAUUUAUUUCCGUCUGUACAUCUGGUCGUAAGACGGUUUAGACGCAGUGAAACCGAGAGCGCAACAAAUUGUCACGAUCGAGAGCCGUUAUUGACAGGCUCCGGCGGUAACAGCAGCCUUUAACAGCAGCCGAAAUGGCAGUGAGCGGUGUAAAUGCUGGUCCUUCGUUGUUCUUAUUACAGCUAUUUUCUCUCUGAUAUUUCUUAUACUCUCUUCUCCGGUAAACAAGUACGCAAUAAAAAUACUCGUGUCCUUUUCUGAAGCCUCCAUUGCAGUCGUGACGUCGGAAGUGUCGUCAUCGCUGUCACUUCGGCUUCUAAGUUGGUGCAAAGAUAAUUGCGGUUCUUACGUACCGAGUAUAAAGACGCAUGUAUCAGUUAAAAAUUAUAUUUAUUAAUCAGAAUAAAUUCCUGAAUAGAAAAAUUAAUAAGGCUCUAGUAAGGGCCUGAUUAUUUUUCCCUAACAUUAAUCGGGCCCUGUAGGGAUAGAAAGACAAGGGCCUUACAAGAUGUGUAACAAAUGGUUUAACGGGUCCUUAUAAGGAAAUAUUAUGAGGGCCUUACAAAGCAAUAGUUUAAUAGGGCCUUAUAAAGAAAUAUUUUUAUUAUUGCUUGAAUAAAAUUAUUCGUUCUUUUCAUUCCAGAAAAUUUAGACUGUAAUUUCUUUAUUUCUUUAUAACUUUGUUAGUAUACGAGAAUUUUUUAUUUUAAAAAUAUAGCAUAUUUUAUAGUAAAAUAUAGCAUGUUUUACACGUAAAACCCCUGCCACUGUUUUUAUUAAAGUUUGUUGCAUUUCAAGACGAAGACAAUACUAGAAAAGUCCUUGGAAGAGACUAAUAAAUAUGGCAACUAAUAAAACUAAUGAAAUUUGUUUUUAAUUGCGGUAUAAUUAAAAAACCAGACAGAGUAUGGCUAUUAAAACAAUACUAAACUAUGACAAUUUUAUUACACGCUUCAGAUCUUAUUAAUUUUCUAUAACAAAACUUGAUUUUAUAUAUCUAAAACAUCCUUCAAAGGUUCUUCUCGAGGCCUGAUAUAGUAAUAAUGAGGGGAUCCUAUCUUUAGCCCUAUUGGGGUCUUAUGCUUCAUGAUGAUCUUAACAAUUUUUUGCUCGAGUUGGCUUACACACAUUUCUCCCAACGGGAAACAAGUUUAUUUAUUCCUACAAGAUAGAAUUCUGAAGAAGAUAACUAGAAGGUAACUAGCAAAAUCAGCGGCAAACUUAAAAUGAUCAAAGCCGCGAUUGUUUCUGCACCAACCUAAUAGCUCUUGAUCUUGGUAGUUUGAUGAGCAUCCCGCUGUCUUGCGUCUGAACCAAGUUUCACAUCCAAGUAGUGCACCUUGUCGCAAAUGUAUAACGCAAUAAUGGGCGAAAGUUGCCGCAGCGAGGGUAAUUUUGCGCCGAAGUAAAGACGAGCUUACGAAGCGACGAACAGGGAAUCACCUAUAUACUUGCCCGAGACUGACAACGAUGAUACCGCCUUUUCAAGAAUGUACCUCUUAAUUAGGUUAAUCGCACAUGGCAGCGGGGUAUCGUUCGUAUCGCCUGACUUGGCAGGCAAGUCCGUCGACGUCGUAGACGGAACGAAAAGUAUGCAUUUCCAAUGAUUAUCGGAAGACUUUCGGAUUCCCAGCGUCGAGUCGAGAUAGUUUAACGGACCCAUGAGAGAGCCAAGAUGUACUUUGCGUAACGUUAAUCGCAAACUUUGCGUUUACAAGCACAGGCUUUGCAGUUGACGAAGAGCCGAAGUGUAGGACAGCCGUCAAACGUUCGUCUUUUACGUCUGCGCGAAAUUAUCGUUACGCUAAUGCGUCCUCCCCCCCAUCCCACCCUAUCUCACUGAACACUGAAAACAUUACGAUACACCUCGUUCCUUCGUUCUACUGUUCACACGAGUUGACACGUUAACACGCGGACUGCCACGGCGCACAGUGGGAACAAAUAGAAAUUUACUGUUCAAAAAUCGCUGGAGACCACAAUUUUAUAACAAUCGGGAUGCGUUCUUUUUAAACAUUAAUCAAUGUAAAAAAAAACUGUCGAACCCGAUUUUUGAAAACAUUCUUUUAAAUUUUGCGGUAUUAAAAAGAAUUUAUAAGAAAUUAUCAAGUUUUGCGAACCUCUGUUACAAAUGGAAAAACUUUUCAUCUUUUCGCUGCGCAGUACAGUGUACUAAGGUUCUCAGCAACGCUGGAUUACGAAUGUGGUAUAAAAAUCAGAAUUUGACAGUUAACAAUUGCUAAUCUCCUGUCAACAUAAACAAAAUCAUUGUUUUAACACAGUACAUACAUAUGUAUAUACGUUGCAAUAGAAUAUGCAAAGCCGUUCAAUAUAAAUGUGAAGUCUGACAUGAAGUAUGAUAAAGAUAACAAAUUCAGCGGAAAAAAGUUGCAAAAUAAUUUCUUUAUAACAGAGUUGUUCUCACGAGAACCAAAUAUGUAGCUUUGAUCUAGAUGUUUUCAAAUCAUCAAGCAUCAGGUUUUCAAAUCAUUUUUUAAAUACAUUGUUUAAGCAAUUUUGUUACAUUUUUACAUUAUUGAUAAUUUCUUACAAAUUCUUUUUAAUACUGCAAAAUUUAAGAGAAUGUUGUCAAAAAUCGGGCUCGACAGUUUUUUUCCACAUUGAUCAACGUUUAAUUAAAAAAAAAAAACGCAUCCCGAUUGCUAUAAAAUUGUGGUCUCUAGCGACUUUUGAACAGUAAAUUUCUAUUUGUUCCCACUGUGCGACGGCGUCUCGACGGCGCGAUCGGCGCUGUCGCUAAUUUACAUAUCGAACAUGCAAGACGUAAGACGCGAGCAAGCGCGAAUAACGGAAAAAUUAAAUUACACGCAGCCGACAGAAGGAGAAAAUGUGCGAUUAUUUAGUACGUCUUCGGUGAAUUGAAACUCGAGCUGAGCGUCGAAGCGGUCAGCGAAAAUCAGCGCUUCAGCAGUCCAGCGUAUUGACGGCCAACUUGUACGGAUUUCUCGAGUCGACCGACCAUGUAAUCGUGUACAUACCUGUCUACCUAGCUACCUAGCCAACCACACACGAAUAUUCGACGUUCCGAGAUCCGAGAGCCGAAAUGUAAUAACUUGUCACACCCGCACCCGUCUCUACUUGUUAAGUCGGCUGUUUUUGUAAAUUUCGUACCACACUCGAUGAUAUUAUCGACGACGACCGUGAUGUAAGCGUCCGUCCAAGACGGGCGCGUGAGAUAUUGAAUAAUAAAUGAGUUUCAAUAAAA
Molecule: messenger RNA, 10602 nt
Organism: Harpegnathos saltator (Jerdon's jumping ant)
Lineage: Eukaryota; Metazoa; Arthropoda; Insecta; Hymenoptera; Formicidae
Exons: 7
Coding region: 3126-4100 (324 amino acids)
Source: RefSeq, a predicted model, not a curated record